Physcomitrium patens is the source of this 6460-nucleotide messenger RNA. Its product is annotated as protein STICHEL-like 3. Gene Ontology annotation, biological process: DNA-templated DNA replication; DNA repair. The record is from RefSeq and is a predicted model, not a curated record. Lineage: Eukaryota; Viridiplantae; Streptophyta; Bryopsida; Funariales; Funariaceae. Gene Ontology annotation, molecular function: ATP binding; DNA-directed DNA polymerase activity; DNA clamp loader activity. Gene Ontology annotation, cellular component: DNA polymerase III complex; DNA replication factor C complex.
CGUAGCCCGAAUAUGUGGUUCCCUGGACGUUUUUCACUUCUGAGGAAUUUAUUCAUGUGCUACUGCACUGCAUUGACGUGACAGUAAUUGUCGAGAAAGCAUAAUUAUAUUAGUGAGCAGAUUGGGGGGAGCCGAGAGUAUUACCCUAUAUGUACAGACGGUCCCGGGGUACAAACGUCACGAGCUUGGUAGAUACGGCGGCACAUUGUAGCUCUUUCCUCGUCACGUCCAGGGCAGGGGGGGCUGGCUGCAAGAGCUGCUGUGUUUCCGACCUUGAUCUGCCAACGCUAGGAGAGAGCCCAGCUCCGUUGUCUCCGCUGCAGGCGUAACCAGUUUCUCGUUGCACUCGUGACGGUGGCGUGAGAGUGAGAGAGCGAGAGAGAGAGAGAUAUAGCCAGGUGAUUGAGGGUUCAGCGUGGAGUGUUGGCUGGAUGUGACAUUGCUUCGGGGUUUGUGGCUGCAGGCUACUCUCGGAGUUGAGUAUUCAAUGCAGUUUGGAGCAGGAGUGGGAGGGAGGGAGGAAGUGAGAGCGGCGACGGGUGGCGGUGGUGUUACGCAUCAGACUACAGCUUUUUUGAACAGCGUUCUGGUCGCCGAGCUCUAGGGACAGGGUAUCAUGUGGUUAGAGUGAGCCUUGAUGUGCCAGGGAAAGGCGUGCCUUUUGAGACGAUUCGGUCGAGGUUUCUAGUCACUGAAGCUGCGGGGGUGCGGUGAGAUGUCGAGUAAUCGGGGUUGGAAUUGGAAACUUGUGAAGGCGGUAGGGCGUGGGGAUGCAGCACCCUGAAUUAUGUCUCUAUGUGCCGGUAGCUGAUGACGUUGACGCUCGCGUAGAUGAAGGCCGGAAGGAGUGCUAAAGUUAUUGCUGUCUUAUGGAGAGAGGGAGUGCCGGUGACGUUACGUUGUUGCCAUUGCGAGUGAAGUCGCUGUGGUUUGCCUGAAAGCGCCUUUCAGUGUGGCUAGUGCAUUAUUUGGGCGACGAUUGAUUAUUUCAGCGUCUUGUAAAGCAGAGUUCUUCGAUGAGUGAAAGGAUUCGAAGUUUUGAGAAGUUGGGGAUAAUCUGACGGGGUAGUGCGCGCUUGAGACUAGAGUCUGGAUUGAUGGUAGUGGUGCUGUGGUGUCUCGACUAUUCUGCCCUGCAGCCAGCAAAUCGUCGAUUGGGCUGGGCAGGGUGCUGCUCUGCUGCGUAUGGUUCUGAAGCAGUUCGGUGGGACUACUUCUGCAAAUCGUCCACAAAUGUGUAGAUUGAGUUUGGGGCGUUACUACUUAGCUGUGCUCCAUAAGUCCUCUUGGAUAGAUCGUUGGCGAUUGCUGGAGGUCUGCAUAGUGUCAGGAGAUUAUGACCAGAAGGCCAGGAAAGGCUCCGCAACCAUGCUCCCCAUCAGCAACUGAAAAAUCCACCCCACGGACGCACCUCAAGCGCCACUUACAUUUGACAAACAACAUUCACGUGAAGAAUCACAUCCACAUGCAGAAGAAUCACAAUCGAAUGUUGGAUCCUCGGCGCACCCCUCAGCUUCCUCUGAGGAGGGAGCUGACCGCAGUGAAGAAGGUGAAGUCCCUGCAAGACCCUUCCACAAGCUCCUCUUUUAGUCCUGUCUCGGCGAGCAGCUCUGUCACCACACGGCAUGAGAGCAGGGCACCGAAUUGUGGAGCACAUUUAGAUGCAUUGCAACUGCAGGAGAAAGCCCGGCGUCCACCGCGGCGAAGCAAGGCUAGGGAUCAAGGCGCUGAAGAGGUGGAAAUCAAUCAUGCACACAGCCGGGAAUGCAAUAGAAGCCGUAAUACAGAAAACAAGAAUGCUUCUCAACCCUGGGAUGGGGAACUUGGAAUUGGUGAACAAAUGGGCAGUGCGAGGGACUCGAGGGGGAGAAGAAGAGAUACCGAUGAGUAUGCCGCAUUGGCGCAAUGGAGUGAUCGCAACCGUGAUCAUCAUCUGUUCUCGAAGGCCCAACAACACAGAGAACCAUCGCCAUGGAGCGCUGGCUACAGAAUGGAGGAAAGAUGGAAGGGAGAUGCAGAGGAAAUUGCGAGAAGGCUAAUCGCGGAGCAGAACGGGCAAAUGUCAUCUCCUGCACAUUCUUACAUGUCUAGUCUAGCAAGAGCACACGGAUUAUCGCUACUUGGAUUUCGUGACGACAUCACCACUUCUGAGGCGGAGGGUAGUUUCCCCGACAGCGAAGAUGGCGAGGCCUCCGGGAUGAUGGCUUGCGAGCAGGUGGGCAUUCCGUCGCCGCAUCUUUCAAACUCGGCGGGAUCACCACUGGUGCGAGCGCACAGAAAUCGGCGGCGUCCCAAAGAUGUCAACGGAAAUAGCAGCCUUAGGGUUGGAUUACACUCCCGAGGGCGAAUGCCAGCCCGACGGUCAAUGCAAAGCUACAAGGAAGCACCUGUGGUUCCAACCAUGUCCGAUGAGCUCGAUGUUUCCGAGAUCCCUCAAAAUGGAUGUGGCAUGCCGUGGUAUUGGACUUCUGGGUCAAAUAAGUACAAGGGCAAAAGCCUGCUCGACUAUGCAGGCAUCGGUCUUACAUGUGCAUUCCCCGAGACUGCAAAGAAGAAGCUAGGUGAUUCAAAGCAAGUCUCCAGAGCGAGCUCCCGACAUGGCUCACAGCGCGACCUCCAGGUUCCAAUUGAUCCAGAAAACCAUGGCAUUCCACUACUCAAUGGAGGCGAACUAUCCACUGAUGAGAUUGACGAGCAUGACGUGGUAAGGUACGAGCACCGAGAUGUGCCGGCACGAGAAACGCCCGCUUCUGUUCGUCUGUCGGGGGAGAAAUGCCUGGGUCAGGGAGCUGAGGUUAGCAAUAGCAAGACAGCAUUUACACAUCGGAGCAUGAGCCAGAAGUACCGCCCGAAGUCGUUCAAAGACAUGGUUGGGCAGACCUUGGUGGUGAAAUCCUUGACGACAGCCAUCACGAAAGGGAAAGUGGCUCCCGUGUACCUCUUCGCUGGUCCGCGUGGAUCAGGGAAAACAACAUGUGCGCGAGUUUUCGCCGCGGCGUUGGUUUGCCUUAACACAGAACCGCACCGUCGACCAUGUGGCUUGUGUCGGGAGUGUGCAACCAUGACUCUCAACCGAAGCAGGGACGUGAAAGAGAUUGAUGUUUCGACCUGCCCCGAUCUCGACCACAUGAGGUUGUUGCUGAACCUCCCGUCCUCGAAUGGGCGGCAGCAAGUGUUCAUCUUAGAGGGAUGCGAUUUCCUCAAUACUGAGCUUUGGACCGCUUUCCUCAAGUUUUUGGAUGAUCCACCAAGGAAUGUCGUCUUCAUCCUCAUCACCACUAAUCUCGAGCGGCUUCCAUUGUCAGCUACUUCCAGGUGCCAGAAGUACCACUUCGGAAAACUGAAAGAGUCGGAGAUCAUGACUCGGCUUCAGGGACUUGCUGAGAAGGAACAUCUCGAUAUUGAUGAGGCGGCACUGUUUUUAAUUGCGUCAAGAGCUGAAGGCUCACUUCGGGAUGCCGAAAUGAUGCUCGAUCAGCUCAGUCUGUUGGAUCAAACCAUCACUCUCGCCAUGGUCCAAGAACUUUCAGGGCUGAUUCCAGAGGAGAAGCUCAUCAACCUGCUCGACAUGGCGUUGGCAGCUGACACGGUGAACACUGUGAAAGGCAUGCGGGAACUUCUGGAUGCUGGAGUCGAUGCGUUAUCUCUGGUGGCCCAGCUUGCUUCCCUCAUCGCUAACAUCCUUGCUGGAGCUAUCGAUCUUCGUCGGGAGACUCGCAAGAAGGGCUUCUUCUACCGCAACAUGCCAAGGAGGGAGGAGCAGCAACGUUUGCGGCAAGCCUUGAAAGUACUUGCGGAAUGUGAGAAACAGCUGCGAGCCUCCAACGACAGGCCGACUUGGCUGACUGCCGCCCUCUUGCAAUUCGCUCCUGACCGCUCCUAUCUCCCUUCUUCCGUGGACACAAGCAUGGCCCCAAGCCCAAUUGCCUUUGACACCUUUGAGAGGGUUCCGCCCGGAGAGCCAUGCACCCCUCGACUCCCACCACCGCAACCAGCCAGCGAGUCAAGAUCUUCAAGAAAACAUUCUCAGCAGGUACCGAACGAUGUUUCUUCAGCGUUGUCACAACCUGUUCAUGGUCAUAGAGACAAGGAUAAGGCCCCGGUUUCGGCUUCUCCGACUGGAAAACCGAAGGGGCCUCCAACUGGGAACCAACUUCAAUCAAAGGUGCAUCACGCUGCAACAGAGUCUGCAAUGGACCAGGCAGACGAUACGAGCCUUCGUUCCGCAAGCUCCCUUGUGCUGUUUGAUCCUUCCCAAGCGGUUGGAAGUCGCGACUUCCGGAUGCUCACCCGUCGUGACAUGGAGGAUAUUUGGGGCAAGGUGCUGGAUGGGUGUCGCUCUAACGUCUUGCGACAGCUUUUGUCUUCGCAAGGGACUCUCAUGGCGCUGUCUGUGGCCAGAGACGAAACAUUUGCGGUUGCACAUGUGGAGUUUCGAAGUCCCGGGCACAAAGCUCGAGCAGAGCGUCUCCGGAGCAGCACCUGCCACGCGUUUCAGAUGGCACUCGGCUGCCCUGUGGAGCUCAAAUUGAGCCUUGAGUGCCCCCCUAGCGUGGUCCUCGAGGAGAUCAAAGCAUCGCACAUUGCAGCGCAGUCCGAGCCAUCCACAAGCGAGGUAAAGCAUUCUGGACGAGCGAAGGAUCAUGUUUUUAUUGUAGAGAAUGUCUCAUCUGUGGAGAGCCCCCCUCUGACUCAGUCACGGCAAAGGCGGAGGAAACCCAAGAGUAGACAGGAAUUGCUCACUGGUUUGGCAGCUCGGUCCCGUCGACUAGGAGAUACUGGAGCAGGGCUAGGAUCGGAUUCCCGUGGCAGCAUUAAGUAUUGCUUUCCCAUCGAAGCUAGCACAUCCUGUCGGCACAGAUUGGGAAGACGACCAUCUCUCAACAGAGAGACCAGUGGGCGGCGGGAUAUUCUAGAUGGACAAGGCGUGAAGGUGAAGUGGAAGUAUCCCAAGUUCAAAGGCAUAGCAAAUCUGGAGCGCAAAAAUAGGAAGCUGGAUCCACGGCGCAAACGAGCGAGGGCUGCCCUUUGCUGGCAAUCGCCAAUCUCUGAACAGGGGCAGCAGAGAGAGCAGGAGCAACCUCAGACACCUCCAGAACACAGCCGUAAGGUGACUUUCUUCCUUCGGUUCGUGCCAUGCGGAAGAUCAACACAGACCCAUGAGUCUCCGGGCAGACCAUAAGUUCUCUCUAUCCUCAGAGCUCAGAGUUAUGGCACAUUCCAAGCUUCCAAUGCUCUGUGACCAACAUUCUCGAUUCCAGCAACAAGUCAAUCAGACAAUCAAAAACCGUGCGCAUUAGUCUGAGUUUUUUUCUAAUUCAAUAUGCGGCAUUGCAUUGGAUGCAUGUCUCUCAACCCUCUGUUGCAAAUCGUGAGGUGAGUCAAAAGUCCAGAUAAAAUGUGACCAGAGAGGAAAGUAAAGACUACACCAAAUGAAAGCUGCCUGUCUGGGGGUCAUGACACAAGCUGGACUCAUGCUCCGUUUUCAUCCCAGAGUUCCAUUUCCUGAGACUAUUGAUCAAAGAAUCAUCAAUAUUUUGCUAAAUCAGCGAGCUGAACGAUCGUUUACGUGUGUCGUGGGCGGUGGUUCCAAAUGGCAUAUAAUGGAAAACCCUGUCUCCCAGUUUUCCAGGUAUCCUCUGUUUGGGAAUAGCUCUAGCUUUUCUCCACGCCUUGCUGAGUUAACUUGUCCAGGCCGUCUCCAACCAGUUUCCACAACAGAGUGACGCUGGAACAGCCAAUGACCCAAGAAUGCAGACCUGCUAAUGCUCUGAUCCAGAUCCUGCAAGACCUCCAUCGAAGGAAUCACUGAAAGAAUACAAGUCUGGAAGUUUUUUAGGGUUUUAGCAACCACCUGUUGCGCACCCCUCAAGGUGGUGUGAAGUAGGGUAGCGUGGUGACCGAUGUCAGUGUGGAUGGAUGGAUGGCAGCAACAAAAGCAGCGAUUACUCCACGCUGAGCAGUUAUUCAUGGUACAUACAACAUUUUUUUUUUUUUUUUUUUUUUUUUUUCCCUCUCAAUUGAAGUGAUGCAACGAUGGGCACUGCUUGAAAGCCAUGAAAUGAUAGCGCCUGGAUUAAUGUUUACACACAUCAUACCCAUGAUUAUGGUUUGAAUUAGUGCUAAGUCCUAUUCAAUAAGGAUUGCUGAGUUUAACUUUUCUCUCUCAGUGUAGGUAAACUUCACGCUAAGAAUGCAAAGCAUUGUCAAAAACCUUGUUGCUUCAACCACUUCUGACAACCCAAUUUGGUGUUUUUCCACUGUUUGCCACAUCCAUAUCUCACCAACUUGUAUCAGAUCUGCAACUGUAAUAUGUGUAAUUUGUGAAGUAAUGCGUAAGUUUAGGCAGCAGCAUGGAAUCAGCCAUGAAUAGUGGUUGUGGUGAGAGAAGGAAAGACUGUUUUCAGGUUGAAGAAAAAGAUAAUGUUCAACUUGGUUGUCACACCUUUUUGUUUUGAAA